AUGACAGCGAAAUUCCCAAUGGAUAUUCCUUUCGGUCCUUUCGAGGCCCACAGCAAUAUCGAUCCAGCAACUCCUCCUACUCUUCCCAACCUCAAUACUCCCAAUCCUCCCCUGGGGGAGGCAGUGGGAUGUUCAGGUUCAAUGUCCCCGACAAUGGCUUCAGUUAUUCUCGAGAACGUGAACACAAUCCCUCGUACAGCAGAAGCCGACCUCCCACCGAUACCACCGCUAGACCUGGAACCAGCACCAGACCUGCCACCGCGACAACGCUCCCCCCACUUGCAAGUAUCGUUCCCAGCUCCAUCGCGCCGCUCCCGCCCCCGCCAACAUCGCACGCGCGUCCAGGGUCCAACGCCGGCUUCUCAGGACGACCCUUAUCCAACGCAGGGUUCGGAGGAAUCCUUGGUGGGUAUGGAAGCUCAUUCCCUUCCUUUGGACAUACCGGGGCCCCGUUACCAACCUUAUCGGGUUCCAAGAGCGCGAACGGGCUCAGGCUUCCACCACCCACCCCAAGCAAUUUCGACCUCCGACCCGGAUCUCGAGGCGGGUCAUCACAAGGGACAUUUGCCUACCGACCAGGAACAGCUCCCGCCUUGGGCCCAGGAACAACCUCAAACCAUAACGGCUAUGCUGGAUAUGGCAUGGUAUUCGGGUGGGAAGACGAGCGUUCCAGUGGAGAGUCGCCUUUCUCAUUCAAUGCCCCUCCACUCAGCUCAUCCGGCAGCCGAAAACGCGGAUUCUCAGCUGUUGACGAAGGAGAAGGGGAUGAUAGGGCCAGCGAAUCACGCCCCCAAUCCAGGAGACUUAGUGUUAUGGAACUAUGUGCCCCAGAAGAUAUACCCGGGCGCCCGGAAUCAUCAUCUGGUUCAGGGAUCCUUUUCACCCCAAUCAGGGACAGAGAAUAUCCCUCAACAACUUCAGGGAGUAGGCCGGGAACAAGUGGCACGGGGCUCAUUGUCCGCGGAGCUGCAGGACUCGCGCUUGGAGAUCGGGAGAAUGGCACAGGUAGCUCAACAUCAAAGAACCAUGAACUAUUCUUACGGGCUGCGCCUGCAGCAGGAGGACCAACUUCGAAAAGCAAGAGAGAAAGUCCAGGCGGGACAGCAAUCUACUACCCAAACAAUGCAUCUUCGAAACCCGCAUCACCUAGACCAUCUGCAACAAUUCCGUCGCCGUUCCCUGCCAAUGCCGCCAGGCCAUCGAGUUCUGGGUCACACCGAUCAUGCAGCCCAUCUCGCUCGCCCGUCGAGUCAGAUAGACAUGGGCAUGGGCACGGGCACGUCUCCGGGUACGGUCAACAUGGGCGGCAACGAUCCGGAUCUGGGUAUAGACAAUAUGGCGUUAUCGGCGGGGGACAUGGCGCCGGGUAUGGCAGCCCACUCUCAAAUCCUGGACAACAUACCUCAGAGCAUGGCCUCGCCGCCCGGUCCCCCGGUUCUGAUGCAUCUGUCAGCCCUGCAACAAGCACAAGAUCACCAUUAUCUGCAGGAAGUGCAUCUCCCCCAAGCGCCGUCUCGACAGCAAGCGUUCAUGCUUGGAGAUGAGCAUAGAUUGCCUACUGAAACGAGAAUGAGGACCGGCAGCUCUUAUGGACGCCCGUUUCUUUCUCUCGAAACAUCGUUGGAAGUGGACCCGUCAAAGCUCAGAAUAGGCGCGGAAAUUUCAACUGGAUAUGAUUACUCGAAUGUUGAUCACAAUGCACGGAAAAUGGGUGAUAUUCGUGGUUUGGGAUCGUCACGAGAAGAUGAUCCACCUGUACGGCUUGAUACACGUGAACCUCCAGCUUAUUCUUAG
This is a messenger RNA of Lentinula edodes (shiitake mushroom), 1794 nucleotides long. RefSeq lists its product as uncharacterized. The transcript has 2 exons. The record is from RefSeq and is a predicted model, not a curated record. Bases 1 to 1794 code for a protein of 597 amino acids. NCBI's taxonomy places the organism in Eukaryota, Fungi, Basidiomycota, Agaricomycetes, Agaricales, Omphalotaceae.